GCUCACCAACCAGCAAUUAUCUGGCGAGCGCCCGUGGCCGAACAACCAAACGUGCUCUCCAAUUUAACCGAUUGCUUUUUUUCUUUUUCGUUAAAUCGUGAAUCAAUGUCUGGACUUCCGAGUCAAGUUUGACCUUCAACUCUGGAUUACUCGUGGGUGUAAACCUCGUAUUACUUGAAGAACAUUAACGGAGGAAUAAAGAAAAACAAGUUUUAAGCGUGAAAUAAAUAAAAACAACAAAAUUGAAGAAAAGUGUGAAGUGAUGGCACAAGUGAUGCAGUAUCAGCAGAUGGGAAUGCCGACGAUGAUGUCGCCGAUGCCGGGAAUGACGCCGAUGUCUUCCCUGUCGAUGCCCAGUUCGUCGUAUCCAAUGGAUUACGGUGCGCCCUCGAUGCACUAUCACUCGUACAACCCCCCGAUCCCGAGUCAUCAUCUUCAGGGGAGUCAGCCUUCCUACUGGUUCCCCAGUUCAUCUCACAGUCAGAUCGCCGAGCCUCUGACACCCCCGUCCUACUCGAUGCCGCCACUGCCGGCAACCACCACCUCCUGGACGACGCAGACUCACCUACCUCAGGCGCAACUCGGCUCAGUCCCGCCAAUUCAGCCUUACAAUCUUCCUCCGAGUCCUCCAGAGCUUCCGUCCAGUCCGCAAGGCCACACAAGCCCUUACCAGUGGCCGCUGACACCUCCUGCGGACCACAUUCUCUCGGAGGAGACGAAGCCCGGAAGGAAGUGCACGAGAUGCCGCUGUCCAAAUUGCCAGGUCGACGGGGGCAAUCAGGUCGGCGCUGACGGCAAACGUCAACACAUUUGCCAUGUUCCAGGCUGCGGCAAAGUUUACGGGAAGACGUCGCACCUGAAGGCGCACCUCAGGUGGCACACGGGCGAGAGGCCCUUCGUAUGCAACUGGAUAUUCUGCGGAAAACGCUUCACCCGGAGCGAUGAACUCCAGAGACAUCUCAGGACGCAUACUGGGGAGAAACGUUUCGCCUGUACCACCUGUGGCAAACGCUUCAUGAGGAGUGAUCAUCUGACCAAACAUGUGAAGACUCAUGAGAACCAGAAGAGGAAGACGAAGAAGGAUAAGGAGAAUCAGCCUGUCAAGCCGGAUUUGCCUGUCAUUCCGCAGCAGUUCAUGCCGAUGGUGCCGUAUCCGAUUGUUUAAAGUGGGAGAGAGUGCUUGGAGAGUCGAUUGUAGUCUCGUUUAUUUCGCUGGUGAACUCCAGUAUGAAGAAUUAUUCAGAGGAAUUGCAUAUAGUUUUUAAAUUGGCGGAGUUUACUGAUGACUGAUCGAGGUGCUGUGACAAUGUGCCUAUUUUGUUUUUUAUGUCAAAUGUAAAAAGUCAAAUGUUUGUAUAUAAAAUAUUGCCAUGAAGAGAAGUUUCUAUUUGUAAUUUUGUAAUUAUUGUACAUAAGAUGUUUUUAUUUUAACUGUAAAUGUCAAAUUACUGUUCACUGUAAAUUUUAGUAUGAUAAAUAUUAAAGUACUCUCUUUUUAUAUUGAACAAAGUGUGUCGGAAUUUUCUUUAUUGCGGCUGGGGAGGGAGAUGGGAUUGUUGGAUAGAAUAAUUUUUUUUUUCAAUACGAAGAAUAAUUUAGAGAAAUUGUAUAGUUUUCACAUUGGUGGAGUUUAUUGUUGACUGAUGCAGGUGCUGUGGCCAUGUGCCU
This is a messenger RNA of Diachasma alloeum, 1668 nucleotides long. Its product is annotated as transcription factor Sp5. Lineage: Eukaryota; Metazoa; Arthropoda; Insecta; Hymenoptera; Braconidae. Gene Ontology annotation, molecular function: DNA-binding transcription factor activity, RNA polymerase II-specific; RNA polymerase II cis-regulatory region sequence-specific DNA binding. The record is from RefSeq and is a predicted model, not a curated record. Gene Ontology annotation, biological process: regulation of transcription by RNA polymerase II. The transcript has 2 exons. Bases 263 to 1165 code for a protein of 300 amino acids.